UGCCCGAGACAGACCGACCAACCUGCACGUUGUAGCCAGGCUCCCCAGAUGUUCCGCUCCACCCAAAUGAGUCUGCGCAAUGGCCGCUGAACCAAUAGCGCGUCCGCGCUGGCGCACCGGGAGAUAGCGGGAGACAAAAGAGAGGAGGAGGGAGGAGGAGAGGGAGGGAGGAGAGGAGAAGACGGGAUGAGGCGCGACCACACGGACUUUUUCCUCCGGUAAACAACCAGGACCCGGAGCCUGGCAAUCUUUUCUGAGUAGUGGGCGGGGGGCGGGGGGGGGAUUUUAGGGGCCACAGCCAUGGCGACGGGAGGAGGAGAAGGAGGAGUAAGGCGGAGGAGGAGAGCCGGGCUCCCGGGAGUCUGCUGGAAAACCUGCUACUUCCCCAUCCUGUUCUGGGUGGUGUCCGUCUGCGGGGAGGAGAAGACGCUGAUCGUGGAGACGUGGCUGAAGAACUACGGCUACCUGCUGCCUAACGACCUCCGCACCUCCGACCUGCGGCAGGAGAAGGCCAUGCAGUCGGCCGUGGCCGCCAUGCAGCGCUUCUACGGCAUACCGGUGACGGGGGUCCUGGACGAGACCACAAUAGAGUGGAUGAGGAGGCCUCGCUGUGGCGUCCCCGACCAUCCUCACAGCAGCCGGCGGCAGAGGAACAAACGCUACGCUCUGACGGGGCAGAAGUGGAGGGACAAAAAGAUUUCCUACAGCAUAUCGAACUUCACCCCCAAGGUGGGAGAGAAGGACACCCAGCGAGCCAUCCAGCAGGCCUUCAUGGUGUGGCAGGCGGUGACCCCGCUCUCCUUCCAGGAGGUGCCAUACUCGGAGAUCAAGAACGACGGCAAGGAGGCGGACAUCAUGAUCUUCUUUGCCUCUGGUUUCCACGGCGACAGCUCCCCCUUCGACGGGGAGGGGGGGUUCCUGGCGCACGCCUACUUCCCCGGCGCCGGCAUCGGAGGAGACACCCACUUUGACUCGGACGAGCCGUGGACGCUCGGCAACGCCAACCACGACGGUAACGAUCUGUUCCUGGUGGCGGUCCACGAGCUGGGCCACGCGCUGGGCUUGGAGCACUCCAACGAUCCGAGCGCCAUCAUGGCGCCUUUCUACCAGUACAUGGACACUCACAACUUCAAACUGCCUUUGGACGACCUGCAGGGCAUCCAGAAGAUCUACGGAAUACCCACGGCCAUGUUGGAGCCCACCCGCCCGCUGCCCACCUUACCUUCUCGGAGGACACACUCCACCUCGGAACGCAAGCACGACCGCCACGGCCGGCCGGCGCGCCCCCCCGCCGACCGCCCGGCGCUGCCCGGCAACGGCAAGCCCAACAUCUGUGACGGCAACUUCAGCACCGUGGCCUUCUUCAGGAGGGAGAUGUUCGUCUUCAAGGACCGGUGGUUCUGGCGCCUAAGGAACAACAAGGUGCAGGAGGGCUACCCCAUGCAGAUCGACCAGUUCUGGAAGGGCCUGCCGCCUCGCAUCGACGCCGCCUACGAGAGGUCGGACGGAAGAUUUGUCUUUUUCAAAGGCGACAAGUACUGGGUCUUCAAGGAGGUGACGGCGGAGCCGGGCUACCCCCUCGGCCUGGUGGAGCUGGGCAGCUGCCUGCCCAAGGACGGCAUCGACACCGCGCUGCGCUGGGAGCCCGUGGGCAAGACCUACUUCUUCAAAGGGGACCAGUACUGGCGCUACAACGAGGAGAAGCACACGGCGGACCUCGGGUACCCCAAACCGAUCAGCGUGUGGAAGGGAGUGCCGGACGCACCGCAGGGGGCCUUCAUCAGCAGGGAGGGAUACUACACCUACUUUUACAAGGGGAAGGAGUACUGGAAGUUCGACAACCAGAAGCUGACGGUGGAGCCUGGGUACCCCAAGUCCAUCCUGCGUGACUGGAUGGGCUGCGACCAGUCGGACAUGGAGCGCUCCGGCAGCAAGGCGAACCGCGGGGACCGCCAGCUGCCCAUCGACGACGUGGACAUCAUGGUGGCCAUCAACGACGCGCCGACCACGGUCAACGCCAUCGCCGUGGUGAUCCCCUGCGUCCUGUCACUGUGCAUCCUGGUCCUGGUCUACACCGUCUUUCAGUUCAAGAACAAAGGAGUGCAGCGGAGCGCCGUGACGCAGCACUACUACAAGUACCCCGUUCAGGAGUGGGUGUGACGGGCAACCCCUGAUUCCAAGAGGUCCAAGUCGGCAGGUCGGAGGUGUUGGGGG
Pungitius pungitius (ninespine stickleback) is the source of this 2214-nucleotide messenger RNA. RefSeq names its product matrix metallopeptidase 24 (gene mmp24). The coding region runs from base 301 to 2160 and encodes 619 amino acids. The transcript is spliced from 10 exons. Gene Ontology annotation, molecular function: zinc ion binding; metalloendopeptidase activity. The record is from RefSeq and is a predicted model, not a curated record. Gene Ontology annotation, cellular component: extracellular matrix. NCBI's taxonomy places the organism in Eukaryota, Metazoa, Chordata, Actinopteri, Perciformes, Gasterosteidae. Gene Ontology annotation, biological process: extracellular matrix organization; proteolysis; collagen catabolic process.